Molecule: messenger RNA, 654 nt
Organism: Aspergillus versicolor CBS 583.65
Lineage: Eukaryota; Fungi; Ascomycota; Eurotiomycetes; Eurotiales; Aspergillaceae
Product: SAP18 family protein
Exons: 1
Biological process (GO): negative regulation of DNA-templated transcription
Cellular component (GO): nucleus
Molecular function (GO): transcription factor binding; transcription corepressor activity
Source: RefSeq, a predicted model, not a curated record
AUGGCCGCCCGCGACGCACCCAGACCCAAGAUCGACCGACAAACAACAACACCAUUCCACCUGAAACUCUUCUACCGCUCAAAUGCCUACCACAAUCUAUCCGACUUUACAGUUUCACAACCCUCACCGUCUUCAUUCGGCAGGCCUGUAAGCGGGCCCAACGCCAUCCGCUCGCGCUCUCCUCCCCCGCCACCUGCCCUCCCAGCUCACCUCCAGAUCUACACCUGGCAAUCGUGCACGCUGCGCGAGCUUUCGCAACUUCUCACCUCGGCGUUACCAUCGAUGCUCCCUGAUCCCCCCAUCGGAACAAGAUUAUGCUUCCGACUGAUCUACCCAGACACCAAGGGCGCAGCAAUGAUGGGCCCCGGCGCUCAGGGCAGAUACCUGAGCAAGGAUCUAGGCAGCGUAAUAAUUGGGCCGAGGGAUAGUCCCUACCGCGACAGUAACGAUGAAGAAUCAUCGCGGAACGGCGCGGGUGGUGCGCGGCCAGGACCGUUCCGCCUACAGGGGAACGACGCGGACAAGACGCUGCAGGAGGCGCGCUUCGUGAUUGGGGAUUACGUUGAUUGCGCUAUCUUGCCGCCCCUCGAGGAUGGCUCGGUUGCGCCUCCGAUUAGCGGUGGGAGAGGCCCCAAUGUUGGAGGUGGGAUGAGA